Molecule: messenger RNA, 420 nt
Organism: Symbiodinium sp. CCMP2456
Lineage: Eukaryota; Dinophyceae; Suessiales; Symbiodiniaceae
Source: the annotation of a GenBank genome assembly
GGUGGUUCCGUCCUUGGCAGUUCCACCGCCAGCGUCGGUGGAGGCCCCGGCUACACCGGUACAAGUGCCGGAUGAGAUUGCCUCCAGCUUGCGCCAGCAGCUCAAGGAGAAGGAAGACGUCGAGGCGGCCUACCGAGCAAAAAUCGACGCUCUCAAAAGAGAGCUACAGGAGCUCCAACGGCGGCAUGGGCCACUCAGGGAGCUCCUGGGCGGUGUCGCCAGCGAAGGCUUCGCGCCCCCUGUCCGACGGUGCACGGGCUCUGGAUCGCCAAACAGUCCGGUAGUCGUGGAUCGAGCAGGUGUGCAGCGUGUGCCGGAACCACUGAGCUGUGCCGCACGCCUCGCUGCACCCUGGCCGGGACAAGGAACAGCGACUGCCCCGGCGCUGAGUUCGAUGUCUUCGCAACGGCCAUCACCACG